AUGGGUUCCGCCGUCGCUCACUUCAACUCCAUUGGACGGUCCACAACCCCGCUCUCGCCUCUCCCUCCUUUCCCAACCGUACACGCGGCGGCCGAGUCCCCCGUCUCCGCCUACAUGCGGUACCUCCACAACUCAAUCUCAGCCGUCGAUGCUAACAAAAACCAGGCUUUCUCGGGAUUCUCGCCGCUGGCCCCACUCGUGUCGCCGCGCUGGACCAAUCAGACGCCGCAGCAGAAUCAGCAGGCUGGGCCCCCACAGCAGGGGAUGCUUUCCUCGGCGAGUCAGCAACAACCGCCGGCGACGGCGAUAUCGUCACAGCCGCAGUUCACUCUGCCUCAGUCACCGCUUCCGUUUGGGUGCUUGAAUUCGCCGCGGUCACCGUACCCUUUGAUGUCCCCAAAUCAAUUAGGGUUUCCUCAGCUUCCGCUCUCGCCGACAGUGCCUGUUCCAAGCCCUAGAUGGAGAGGUUUCUAA
Messenger RNA from Prunus armeniaca (apricot), 474 nucleotides. The record is from the annotation of a GenBank genome assembly. NCBI's taxonomy places the organism in Eukaryota, Viridiplantae, Streptophyta, Magnoliopsida, Rosales, Rosaceae.